Molecule: messenger RNA, 1227 nt
Organism: Parastagonospora nodorum SN15
Lineage: Eukaryota; Fungi; Ascomycota; Dothideomycetes; Pleosporales; Phaeosphaeriaceae
Exons: 3
Coding region: 1-1227 (408 amino acids)
Source: RefSeq, a predicted model, not a curated record
AUGGAUAUCCCACGCGGCCACGCCGCGAUGCCUCUGACCGAGGCCGAUUUCCUGGACUUUAUCUACAAUUACUUCAAAGCGGAAUAUGCACCCAUCCGAUCUUUCUGGUCCACAGCAACAGCAGACCCGCGCCAACUCCCACGAUGGAUCAACAUGGGCCACGAAAUGUCGCCGUUGACAGUUCGGCCCGCGAAUGCGCAGGCGCAGAAAGAUCUGGAAUCCUUGGACUACUUCACGAGAAAGUGGAAUCUGGAUGCUAGCUUUAUUAGGGGGCUGGUUAUUCGAUUCGCAAAAUACGAAGUUCAUGAUCGGCUGGAGAAGAAGCUGUUUGAGUGUGCGAGGCUGGAUCUUAUGGUUCGCAAGGCGCUGAAAGAGAAGCAUUUGAUUGACGCUCUCUGGCCGAGUCCGGCGCCGCGGAAUUUACCCCAUGAGUUGCUGGCGCAGGGUGUCGCCAUAAGGAAGUUUUACGGUGAUAUGUUUAACAAGUACUUCCGCGUUCUCCAUUCCAUCGACGAAUUCGAGCUCCGACCCGAAGUCGAUAUGCGAAUCAAGAACAGCGGCACACUUAUGCUUGUGCCAUUUGUCGACCACCUCAUCUUCGGAGCCGUGGAUCCCAUCAUGCCAAUCGUAGCCAAAGGCGCCGGCUACUCAAACGCCAAGGGCUGGAGAGCAAGUGGUAGCAGCAAAAGCGAUGGAUUCGGCGAGCCCGGUCGCUUCGAAAUCAGAUUCGAUGCUCCAGCGGACGUGCAGGAGACUUACACGAAGACUAUCCACGACCGUGCAAAAACCGCCCAGCCCACGCGUCUCGCAUUCCCACUCUGCAUCGAACCCGCCGCCAUCACGACCCGCAAACAAGAGCCUGGAGAUAGCAAGACCCGCGGGACUAAACAGACACAGUCUGAGCUCGACGGCUAUUCUCCAUCUUCCCCUUCUCCCAGCAACAGCAGCAGGAACACCACGCGAAGCUGCCGGCGACGCAGGGCGUGGAUCGGACGACGCCCCGCGCCCGCUGGCUUGCCGUCAAACCUCAUGGACGACUUCGUGCCCGUGUCGCCGGCGUAUGUGCCCGAGGUGGAAGAGGGCUGGGGUAGGGAUGAAGUGAAGGAGGAAAGUGAUGAUGACGACGAGGAGGAGGAGGAGUAUGAGGGCAGGUCGAGUGGGGGACUCGUGGAUUUAGAUGCGGUGGCGAGGGAGGAGGCGGAUGUUUGGGGGGAGAGGGAGGAAUAG